Paramecium tetraurelia is the source of this 438-nucleotide messenger RNA. RefSeq lists its product as uncharacterized. The transcript is spliced from 2 exons. NCBI's taxonomy places the organism in Eukaryota, Ciliophora, Oligohymenophorea, Peniculida, Parameciidae. The record is from RefSeq and is a predicted model, not a curated record.
AUGAAAAAAUUAAUGAAAAGUCAUCAACAAAAAAUUGAAUUUGCCCAGAGUGAAAAAUUAUUGCGUGAUCUUGACUUGUAUUAAAAAAUAUUUCUAUAAACAAAAUAAGAAAAUAAAAAAUAACAAUCUUUAGCAAUUAGAAGACUCUUACCCAAUAAAUAAUAUUCAUAGCAUUAAUAACAAUCAUAAUAAUUAUUUAAUAAUCCCAAUCUCCAGUGUUUUAAUACUUAAUUUGAUCAAGAAACUAGUUACUCUAACCAUUAAAAUUAAGAAAAAAAAAGAAAAAAGAUUGCUAUCUCGAUGAUUGAUUGUCCAAAGAUUUUCAAAAUAUCCAAUAAAACUCAAUAUCCCCCCUAAAAUAAAUCAUUAUAAUCUGUAACGUAGAAGAUUGUUAUCGUAAACCAUUAAGGUAGACCAUAAACCUAUUAUAUGAAGUGA